This is a messenger RNA of Ceratosolen solmsi marchali, 369 nucleotides long. The record is from RefSeq and is a predicted model, not a curated record. NCBI's taxonomy places the organism in Eukaryota, Metazoa, Arthropoda, Insecta, Hymenoptera, Agaonidae.
AUGGAGAGCUCGAGCAAGGUAGUUUAUUACGACGGUUUGGCUGGUUCGGUCGCAGGAGCGUCCGUGAUUAGGGGAGAGGAGAAGGAGCAGGACGAGGACGAGGAGGAGGAGGAGAUGGAGAAUUUGAAAGACAACCGCAACAGUCUCUUGCGUAAUGGGCCGUUUUUUUUCAUCCUCCAUUUUUCCUUUCCUUUUGACAUUUUUUCCUUCUCCUCCUCCUCCUCCUCCUCCUCCUCCUCCUCCUCAUUCUUUCCUCCCUCUUCUCUCAGCAGCAGCAGCAGCAGCAGCAGCAGCAGCAGCAGCAGCAGCAGCAGCAGCAGCAGCAGCAGCAAGCAGCAGCAGCAGCAGCAGCAGCAGCAGCAGCAGCAG